Messenger RNA from Portunus trituberculatus (swimming crab), 1422 nucleotides. RefSeq names its product mitochondrial folate transporter/carrier-like. Lineage: Eukaryota; Metazoa; Arthropoda; Malacostraca; Decapoda; Portunidae. The transcript is spliced from 7 exons. The record is from RefSeq and is a predicted model, not a curated record. Gene Ontology annotation, biological process: folate import into mitochondrion; nucleotide transport. Bases 164 to 1183 code for a protein of 339 amino acids. Gene Ontology annotation, molecular function: folic acid transmembrane transporter activity; FAD transmembrane transporter activity. Gene Ontology annotation, cellular component: mitochondrion.
GCCAUCACGCCAGUGUACGCUGUCCAGUCAGAGUGAGAGCACAUGACGGCGGCACUCCUGCUCUUUCUUCUCCACAACACCCUACCAUGAACUUCUAGAGCCAGACCUUUCCUGAGUGGCCAGAGGGAGUAGUAGCAGCUUUUACAAGUGAAACAUCGCCGCCAUGUCCAGCAAGAGAGUGAGUCCGUUUGCCGGGGUGCGGUAUGAGCACCUGGUGGCGGGGGUGUCUGGCGGGGUUGCCUCCACGCUCAUCCUACACCCGCUCGACCUCCUCAAGAUUAGGUUUGCUGUGAGUGACGGGGCAGCCUCAGCCAAGCCACACUACACCGGCCUCACGCAAGCAAUGGGUCAGAUCUUCCGUCACGAGGGAAUCAAGGGCCUUUACAGAGGAGUGACGCCGAAUGUGUGGGGCGCCGGAUCAGCCUGGGGGUUCUACUUUCUUUUUUACAACACCAUCAAGUCGUGGCUUCAGGGCGGUAACUCCAAGGUGCAUCUGGGGCCUGGCCUGCACAUGGUGGCUGCGGCGGAGGCUGGUGUGCUUACUCUCGUCAUGACCAAUCCUAUUUGGGUCGUCAAAACAAGGUUGUGCCUUCAGUAUACAGAAGGUGCUGGUGCUGGUGCCGCUGCAAGUGCCACACACUACAACGGCAUGGUGGAUGCUCUUGUUAAGACUUACAAACAUGAGGGAGUGCGUGGUCUGUAUAAGGGUUUUGUUCCUGGUGUGUUCGGAGUGAGUCACGGCGCACUGCAGUUCAUGGCUUACGAGGAGAUGAAGGCGCAAUACAACAGAUAUCGCAGUCUGCCCAUUGAUUCUAAGCUGACGAUGGUUGAGUACCUCGCCUUUGCCUCGCUGUCCAAGUUAUUUGCUGCGGUCACCACCUACCCUUACCAGGUGCUGAGGGCGCGCAUGCAGGACCAGCACGCCCAAUACGACAACCUGAGACACUGCAUCAAGGAGACCUGGAGACUGAACCACAUCGUUGGCUUCUACAGGGGACUGUCGCCCAACCUGAUGCGUGUGGUGCCCGCCACAGCCAUCACCUUCCUCGUGUACGAGAAGACCUCAGAGUUUCUAUUCCAGUUGAGAUCAACAGAGGACCCGCCAGCAACCGUCACUCCCGCGCGGGACCAGCCCGCCAGCCCCGUGCACCAGGCUGAGGCGGGAGAGCAGCAGGACGACUAGCUGGACCUCCAGGAACUGUUAUGCUUUGUUGUGCGUGUGUGUGUAUGUCGCGGCGCGGCCUGAUACGUCAUGACGAGGCCCGACAAACGCCAAAGAUCUUCCUGCGUACAUUCUAAGGAUACAUUUUUCUUUCUUUGUUUUCUUCCAUGCUCAUUGUGUCAUUAGUUGUCAUUAUUUUCUCGUCGCAGCUCGUGUAUGGUUCCAAGAUUACCAGAUAAACUGUGUACAUAGCAGCGUGA